AUGAAGGGCAACGACGAAGUCACCCAAGAAUUCAAUGAAGUCGUCAAUAUGACGGCCUCAGAUCUUGAGAAGUGGCUCAAGUCAGAUGACUCCAACAGCGCAGGCUGGCCCAAGGAGGACGAGAAUGGCGAGACUGUUGGCCAUGACAGUGGUCGCAAGAUCGUGGAGAUCUUGAAGGAGAACCCCAAGAAGGAUCCUAAGAAGUACACGGAUGAGCAAAUCCAGCAUAUGCGCAAGGUUGUUUCAUACUGUAAGCGCCAUUUAGCACAGGAGACAAAGUCAAACAACGACAAGUCCCCCGAGGAGGUCAAGAAGACCAAGUCAUACGCAUCGCUUAAGAAUUGGGGUCACGAUUUCCUCAAGGCUCAAGGAAAGCAGAGCGGCAGCAGCAAGAAGGACGACGAAGAAGAUGAAGAGGAAGAAGAAGAAGAAGAAGAAGAAGAAGUGGACGAGGAUGCUGAAGAGGAGCAGGAAGAGAACGACGAUGAGGAGAAGAAUACUGGCGAGAAGCGAAGAGCAACUCGAAGCCAGACUGGCGCUAACAAGAAGCGAGAGACCCGAAAGGGAGAAUCCACAAAGUCCAAUGAUGAUGAUGAAGAGGAGGAGGAGGAAGAAGAAGAGGAAGACGACGAUGACUCCGAGAAGAAACAGGCACAGAAGAAGCAGUCCAACAGCAAGAAGUCCAACGGCAACACAAAGAAGUCUGAACAGGCCGAAGACGACGAUCAAGAAGAGGAUGACGGUGGUGACGACUCAGGCGCAAAGAAUGGUCCGAAGAAGGGCGAUACCGUAAGUUGGAACUGGGGUCAGGGACAGCCCAAGGGCAAGGUUUUGGAUGUCAAGGCUGAAGAUACUUCCAUCACAACCAAGAACGGUAAUGAGGUCUCCAGAAAGGGAGAUGAGGAGGAUCCAGCUGUUGUUAUAGACACGGGCAAGAACAAGGCGAUCAAGAAAGCUCAUGAGCUGAACUAA
Fusarium sp. VM40 is the source of this 972-nucleotide messenger RNA. The record is from the annotation of a GenBank genome assembly. Lineage: Eukaryota; Fungi; Ascomycota; Sordariomycetes; Hypocreales; Nectriaceae.